Chlorella variabilis is the source of this 1518-nucleotide messenger RNA. RefSeq lists its product as hypothetical. Gene Ontology annotation, molecular function: ABC-type protein transporter activity; ATP binding. The record is from RefSeq and is a predicted model, not a curated record. The transcript is spliced from 10 exons. Gene Ontology annotation, biological process: protein import; protein targeting. Gene Ontology annotation, cellular component: membrane. The annotation marks the transcript as partial. NCBI's taxonomy places the organism in Eukaryota, Viridiplantae, Chlorophyta, Trebouxiophyceae, Chlorellales, Chlorellaceae.
AUGGCCUCCGCCGUGUGCUCAGGCACCAGUCGGGCGCCGGUGGCAGCGGCCCAGCAGGCUCGGGCCCGGCGCGAACGCACGCUCUCAGCGUCCUGGCGCCCCGCCGCCCUGCCCGCGCAGCCGCAGGCCCGCCGGCCUGGCGCCGCCCACCGCCAGCGCCGCGCCGCCGCCGUCACUCGCGCUCUCUUUGGCGGCCUGGGCGCCGUGUUCCGCAACGAUCCUGCGGAGCGUACCCGCAAGCAGUACCAGGACAAGGUUGACCAGGUCAACGCCCUGGAGGCAGACAUGGAGCGGCUGAGCGACGGGCAGCUGCGGCAGCUGACGCAGGCGCUGCGGGGGCGCGCCGCCGCGGGCGAGCCCCUGGACCAGCUGCUGGUGGAGUCGUUUGCGCUGGUGCGCGAGGCGUCGCGGCGCGUGCUGGGCCUGCGCCCGUUUGACGUGCAGCUCAUGGGAGGCAUGAUCCUGCACGAGGGCCAGAUCGCGGAGAUGCGGACGGGGGAGGGCAAGACGCUGGUGGCCGUGCUGCCCGCCUUCCUCAACGCGCUGUCGGGUGGGUGGUUGGGUGUAUGUGGGUGUGUGUGGAGGGCGUGUGCACACCCCACCCCCACCCCCCUACAGGGCCUGAACGAGAAGCAGCGGCGCGCGGCGUACGCCGCCGACGUCACGUACGUAACCAACAGCGAGCUGGGGUUUGACUACCUGCGCGACAACCUGGCGCAGGACAAGGAGGAGCUGGUGCUGCGACCCUUCAACUUCUGCGUGAUUGAUGAGGUGGAUUCCAUCCUCAUCGACGAGGCCCGCACCCCGCUCAUCAUCUCCGGCACCGCCGACAAGCCGUCGGAGAAGUAUUACAAGGCCGCCAAGAUCGCCUCGGCGCUGGCCCGCGACGUGCACUACACGGUGGACGAGAAGCAGCGCAACGUGUUGCUGACCGAGGAGGGGUACGAGGCGGCGGAGGACGUGCUGCAGGUAUCCGACCUGUACGACCCGCGCGAGCAGUGGGCCUCCUACCUGCUCAACGCCGUCAAGGCCAAGGAGCUCUUCAUCAAAGACGUCUCCUACAUCGUGCGGGCCGACGAGAUCAUCAUUGUGGAUGAGUUCACGGGGCGCACCAUGCCCGGCCGCCGCUGGUCGGACGGUCUGCACCAGGCGAUCGAGGCGAAGGAGGGGCUGGAGAUUCAGUCGGAGUCCGUCACCCUCGCCUCUAUUUCCUAUCAAAACUUCUUCCGGGCGUACCCCAAGCUGGCGGGCAUGACCGGCACCGCCGCCACCGAGGCGGCCGAGUUCUCGCAGAUCUAUAAUUUGCCGGUGACGGUGGUACCGCCCAACCGGCCGGUAUCCCGCGAGGACAACCCCGAUGUCGUGUUCAGGUCUGAGAGCGGCAAGUGGAAGGCGGUGGUGCAGGAGAUCCGGCGCAUGCACAAGACGGGGCGGCCCGUGUUGGUGGGCACCACCAGCGUGGAGAAGUCCGAGGUGCUGGCGGGCAUGCUGCAGGAGGAGGGCAUUCCCUUCCAGGUG